Messenger RNA from Mus caroli (Ryukyu mouse), 7501 nucleotides. RefSeq names its product DLC1 Rho GTPase activating protein (gene Dlc1). Gene Ontology annotation, molecular function: protein binding; lipid binding; GTPase activator activity. Gene Ontology annotation, biological process: actin cytoskeleton organization; regulation of Rho protein signal transduction; signal transduction. The record is from RefSeq and is a predicted model, not a curated record. NCBI's taxonomy places the organism in Eukaryota, Metazoa, Chordata, Mammalia, Rodentia, Muridae. Gene Ontology annotation, cellular component: membrane raft; focal adhesion.
AAAGAUAAACAGAUGAGAGUUCACAAGCUGUCUGGGGAAGGAGGCAUACACUCUGCUAGCCACUUUAGAGAUGUGAUUGAGAGACUCGGCCAUGAUGGAGGAAGCAUCGCAAGUGUUUUAUGUCAGCAGGACUUCUAACUUGAUCAAGAUGGAGUCUGCCUUCUCCAGCCUUUCCAGCCUUUGCAGCCGUGGUUGUCUGUAACUGGAGGAUCUCUUACUGGAGUGGACAACAUGGCAGAUCACACUCUCUUCCUUGACCCACGCAUUUGAAAUCUUCUUUCCCUGACUUCCAUCCCUUUGAGUGUCAUAUGGAAUGCAUCUCCUUGUCUGCUGUUAAACUAUGAUGACAUGUCUGUAGCUAUCAGAAAGAGGAGCUGGGAAGAGCAUGUGACCCAACAGACAGAACAGCCUUUUAUUUCUGAUGAGUAUGACAUAGCAUGUCAUCACGGACUGGCAUCCGACAGCUUGGAGGGAAGGAUGGAAAAAGAUGCGACCUUAAAUGUGGACCAUAAAGAGAAGUGUGCCUCUCUACCAGACCGCUGUUGUGGGUCAGAGACAAGAGACUUUCCUGGGAGGCCAAUGGGUCACAUUGCACAGGAAAUAGAUGAAAGUGACAGCCAAGAAGGGGAGGAGCGGUUUCUAUCACUUGAGGCCAGCACAGAAACACUAGUACACAUUUCAGAUGAGGAUACUGAUUCUGAUCUAAACGUUAUCAAUGACUCACAGAUUUUAACUCUGCAAAGACAUGAGGGAGACAGCCAAGAUAGUGUCAAAGGAGCAGGCUCCUUCAUGAAGACACUGUCCACCAUGCAAAGUAGCCAAGAUUCUCAUAACACCUGGAGGAUGGCUGGUAAUGCUGAUAUGUCUCCAGCAGAAGGAAGUGGAGAAAGGAAAGAUGUUGAGGCUAUAAGUAAAAGCCUGGAGCUUUGUAAGAAUACAAGUGCAAAUGAAACAAAAGAUGUGCCCAUAGGAAAUACAUUUCUGUCUUUGAAUGCGGAAGAUGACAUCACUCCUAAGACACUACUGCUUGAUUCUUCGGUACUCGUAAAAGAUAUCACACCUGAGACACAACUGUUUGAUUCUGCAGUCAUCACUCAACAAUGCAGGAAAUCUGACUUCCCUAAAGAUGACCAGGAAAAUAAUCGGCACCAUGUCUUAGAAGAAGACUUCUUAGCAGCUCCUUAUGCAGACAGAGGGCUGCCAUUAUUAAAAGCAGAUUGUGGAAGCAGCCUUCUGCAGCCUCCUUCCUGCCCUGGUGGGAUGUCAGCAGAAAAUGACCUGGAGAAGAGUGGGUUCUCAGAAUAUCAAAACAAAAGCACUCUCAGGGUCAGCAGGGAAGAUGGCAUGCAGUGUUUACACUUAAGGGGCCCCGUGACCACCCAGGAGACUGUAGACAAUCAAGUCAGACUGCGCAAGAGAAAGGAAACAAGGGAAGAUCGAGACAGGACACGGCUGGACUCCAUGGUGCUGCUCAUUAUGAAACUGGACCAACUAGACCAAGACAUAGAGAAUGCUCUCAGCACUGCCUCCUCUCCAUCCAGCACCCCAACGAACCUGCGACGGCAUGUCCCUGAUCUGGAAUCAGGAUCUGAAAGCGGAACAGACAGUAUGGCAGUAAAUCAGACACAGGUGAAUCUGUCUUCAGAGUCCACCGAUCCAUCAUCCACUCCAGCAAGCAAUUCUGGAACCAAACCCAAAGCCAUGGCUGUUCCAUGUGUUGGAGAAAAGGAAAUGGCUGAAAUUGAAGCCAAGGAAGCUUGUGACUGGCUGAGAGUGACUGGUUUCCCCCAGUAUGCACAGCUGUACGAAGAUCUACUGUUCCCUAUUGAUAUUGGGCUGGUCAAGAGAGAACAUGAUUUCUUGGACAGAGACGCCAUCGAGGCUCUCUGCAGGCGAUUAAAUACUCUAAACAAGUGUGCAGUCAUGAAGCUGGAGAUCAGUCCUCACCGGAAGCGAAGUGAGGAUUCGGAUGAAGAUGAGCCUUGCGCCAUAAGCGGCAAGUGGACUUUCCAGAGGGACAGCAAGCGGUGGUCCCGCCUUGAAGAGUUUGACGUCUUUUCCCCAAAGCAGGAUCCAAUCCCUGGGUCACCAGACAAUUCUCGUUUGCAAAGCGCCACAAGCCACGAAAGCAUGCUGACAGACCUCAGCGAGCACCAGGAGGUGGCCUCUGUCCGAAGCCUCAGCAGCACCAGCAGCAGCGUCCCCACCCAUGCAGCCCACAGUGGAGAUGCCACUACGCCCCGAACCAAUUCCGUCAUCAGCGUCUGCUCCUCCGGACACUUUGUAGGCAACGAUGACUCUUUUUCCAGCCUGCCGUCUCCCAAGGAACUCUCCAGCUUCAGUUUUAGCAUGAAAGGCCACCACGAGAAGAACACCAAGUCGAAGACGCGGAGCCUGCUCAAACGCAUGGAGAGCCUGAAGCUCAAGGGCUCCCACCACAGCAAGCACAAAGCGCCUUCCAAGCUGGGGUUGAUCAUCAGUGCUCCCAUUCUGCAGGAGGGUAUGGAUGAGGCGAAGCUGAAGCAGCUGAACUGUGUGGAGAUCUCAGCCCUCAAUGGCAACCACAUCAACGUGCCCAUGGUACGGAAAAGAAGCGUGUCUAACUCCACCCAGACCAGCAGCAGCAGCAGCCAAUCAGAGACCAGCAGCGCCGUCAGCACACCCAGCCCGGUCACCAGGACCCGGAGCCUCAGCACCUGUAACAAGCGGGUGGGCAUGUAUCUAGAGGGCUUUGACCCAUUCAGUCAGUCCACCUUGAACAACGUGACGGAGCAGAACUAUAAAAACCGUGAGAGCUACCCAGAGGACACAGUGUUCUACAUUCCCGAAGAUCACAAGCCGGGCACCUUCCCUAAGGCCCUCUCCCAUGGCAGUUUCUGUCCCUCGGGAAGCAGUUCUGUGAACUGGAGGACCGGAAGCUUCCAUGGCCCUGGCCAUCUCAGCCUACGGAGAGAAAACAGCCAUGACAGUCCUAAGGAGCUGAAGAGACGCAAUUCUUCCAGCUCUCUGAGCAGCCGCCUGAGCAUCUAUGAUAACGUACCGGGUUCUAUCCUGUACUCCAGCUCGGGAGAACUGGCCGACUUGGAGAAUGAGGAUAUCUUCCCUGAGCUGGAUGACAUUCUCUACCACGUGAAGGGGAUGCAGCGGAUAGUCAACCAGUGGUCUGAGAAGUUUUCCGACGAGGGAGACUCGGACUCAGCCCUGGACUCUGUCUCUCCUUGCCCGUCAUCUCCAAAACAGAUACACCUGGAUGUGGACCAUGACCGAAGGACACCCAGUGACCUGGACAGCACAGGCAACUCCCUCAAUGAGCCUGAAGAGCCCACUGAUAUCCCCGAAAGAAGAGACUCAGGGGUGGGGGCUUCCCUGACCAGGUGCAAUAGGCACAGACUGAGGUGGCACAGCUUCCAGAGUUCCCACCGGCCGAGCCUCAACUCCGUGUCACUACAGAUUAACUGCCAGUCUGUGGCCCAGAUGAACCUGCUGCAGAAAUACUCGCUCCUGAAACUGACGGCCCUGCUGGAAAAGUACACGCCUUCCAACAAGCACGGCUUCAGCUGGGCUGUGCCCAAGUUCAUGAAAAGGAUCAAGGUUCCAGAUUACAAGGACCGGAGUGUGUUUGGGGUCCCACUGACUGUGAACGUGCAGCGCUCAGGACAGCCCCUGCCCCAGAGCAUCCAGCAGGCCAUGCGCUACCUCCGGAACCACUGUCUGGACCAGGUCGGGCUCUUCAGGAAGUCAGGUGUCAAAUCCCGGAUCCAGGCUCUACGCCAGAUGAAUGAAAGCGCUGAAGAUAAUGUCAACUAUGAAGGCCAGUCUGCUUAUGAUGUGGCAGACAUGUUAAAGCAAUAUUUUCGAGAUCUUCCUGAGCCCCUCAUGACGAACAAACUCUCCGAAACCUUCCUGCAGAUCUACCAGUAUGUGCCCAAGGACCAGCGCCUCCAAGCCAUCAAGGCGGCCAUUAUGCUCCUGCCUGACGAGAACCGGGAGGUUCUCCAGACACUUCUCUAUUUCUUGAGCGAUGUCACAGCGGCUGUGAAAGAAAACCAGAUGACUCCCACCAACCUGGCUGUGUGCUUAGCUCCGUCCCUCUUCCACCUCAACACCCUGAAGCGAGAGAAUUCUUCUCCAAGGGUAAUGCAAAGAAAACAGAGUUUGGGCAAACCAGACCAGAAAGACCUGAAUGAAAACCUAGCGGCCACUCAAGGGCUGGCCCACAUGAUUGCUGAGUGCAAGAAGCUCUUCCAGGUCCCUGAGGAAAUGAGCCGGUGCCGUAACUCCUACACUGAACAAGAGCUGAAGCCCCUUACCCUGGAGGCCUUGGGACACCUGAAUAGUGACCAGCCUGCUGACUACAGACACUUCCUCCAGGACUGUGUGGAUGGCCUGUUUAAGGAGGUCAAAGAGAAGUUCAAAGGCUGGGUCAGCUACCCCACCUCCGAACAGGCUGAGCUGUCCUAUAAGAAGGUCAGCGAAGGACCCCCGUUAAGGCUUUGGAGGUCAACUAUCGAAGUCCCCGCUGCACCCGAGGAGAUCUUAAAGCGCCUUCUGAAGGAGCAGCACCUCUGGGAUGUGGACCUAUUGGACUCCAAGGUGAUUGAAAUCCUGGACAGCCAGACUGAAAUCUACCAGUACGUCCAAAACAGCAUGGCGCCCCACCCUGCGCGGGACUACGUCGUAUUGAGGACCUGGAGGACUAACUUACCCAGGGGGGCCUGUGCUCUCUUACUCACCUCUGUGGAUCACGACCGGGCCCCCGUGGCGGGGGUGAGGGUUAAUGUGCUCCUGUCCAGAUAUUUGAUUGAACCCUGCGGGUCAGGAAAAUCCAAGCUUACCUACAUGUGCAGAGCUGAUUUAAGGGGCCACAUGCCGGAGUGGUACUCAAAAUCUUUUGGACAUUUGUGUGCAGCCGAAGUGGUAAAGAUCCGAGACUCCUUCAGUAAUCAGAACACUGAAAGCAAGGACACGAGAUCUAGGUGAUAACCGACGUGAAUGAAGCACCCGUGUCUGCAACCCGGGCAGUUGUUGCUAUUGCCUUGCCAGUCCUUGGAAGAAGAGGUCAUCUGGGUCUGAUUGACUGUAGAGAUUUGACACGUUCAUAAAGCUGCUUCCUGUCUGUCUUAGGUCUAUGUGGUAGACCUUGACUGGAAUAUAUAACACUUGGGGGCAGGGGUGGGUGGUGGGGUACCUGUAUUAUUCAGAUUGCUUCUGAGAAGCAAGAACUUUUUCGGCGCGUAAUGGAAGAUAACGAAGAGGUGUCGUUCUUUUGUGACGUCAGCGUAUGUGUACCUAUUCCUUUGUUUGCCGCGUACUGAGGGACCGAUGUAUCCACUGGAAUAGUUGGUACUCUCGGACAGGUUUUCUCACUGAGAUGAGCAGAGAAGGGUUUGCACAGAGGAGUGUGAAUGUGUGUGUUGCUGGCUGAGUGGCACGGAUGAAGGGAUGGGAUGCAGUGUCUGGCACACUGAGAUGUUCCGCAAAGGAUGCUGAUCUACCAGGUUUAGCUCAACCUGGAAUAGCUGACUACCCAGGGAGCCACCCAGACAGGGAAUCCAGCUUCCUUCUUCACCCGCCCCCUCCAGGGUUAUUAAGCAUUUUUUUUUUCUUUUCUGCAAACCUUUGCUUUCCCAUAAACUGUAGCUUCCCCAUGACUAGGAAUUUAACCAUAAGACUAGUUCAGGACUAAGCAUCAGGCUUCCUUCCCUUCUUUGAUUGGCUCCAAAGGCUUUUAUUUAAGUGAGAUGGAAAAGCUGAAUGCUGACCCACCCACCCAUAAGCAAAGUAUCAACGCUUUCUGAUUUCCAGUCCUGGGUGCUGAACCCAGAGCCUUUUAUGUGCUGGGCAAGUGCUCUACAGUUUUCACUCUUUAUUCUGAGACAGGGUCUCCCCAUGUUGGCCAGGCUGGUCUUGAACAACCGCCUCACUCUAUAGCCCAAGUUAUCUAGGUCUAAUAGUUGGGAUAAGGGGCUCAGCUCAGUUUACCUGCUACAAUUCAUAGUAUAGUGUUGCUUGUGACAUAAACUCCAAGAUACACAAGGGAGCACAGGGAACUAUGUCCCCAGCAGGUCUAACCCAACCAAGCACAAGAGGCUGUUAAUGGUGGGUGGUGGUGUCGGUGUUCCUGACGGCUAUGUGUGUAUUUUAAUGGGGUUUGUCCUCAUCCACAAAUAAUUCAUUUUUUGUUAUUUUUCCUGUGUUUCAUUUUUUUUCUCUCCCUCUCUCUCUCAUUAUGCCCUUGAACUGUAUUUUAGUGAUAGUGGGGGAUAGUAAUCUCAGUGAAAAGCAAACAGCGCAGGGUUUUGGAAAGGUGGUCUUUAUACAGGUUUUACUGUAAUGGUAAGGAUUGACUCGAGACAGUAUUAGUAAAUUUAUUUUGUAUGGAUCAAAACAGUGAGUACCGUAUGAAUGAGAGCUGAAGAAGGACUUUUAUUUUGUUAUAACAUUGUUACCUUGUCAGUAUUAUUUCAAAGGUUCUUUGAAGAAUGGGGGGAGGGGUCAAAGUAGAGUUUUAAAGGCUGAGUAUUUCGAAUUAUCAGUGUUGCUUUGUGAAGAUAUGUGUGUGUGUAUAUUCAACUUUGAUGGCUUCCAGAUCUGUAAGAUUGUAUGCUGUAUAUACCGUUCUAUUGAGAAACAUGUACACAUGUCUGUCUACUGUGCUUUCAGACAUAGAUAAAGCAUGAUAAAGAUUAUUAUUUAAGAUAUACUUGUAUUUAUACCUCAGAUAUUCUUUCGGGUUUUGUACCUCAAGGUUCCCCUCCCCACAUUGUAAAUACACUUUAAAUGAAUACAGUUUUAGAGAACAAAAGAAAAAAAUAGAAUAAAUAAAGGAAGAGGUUUAUAAUUUGCCCUAUAUCUGUACAGAGUAUAUUCGGUAAGUGCACUAUUAAACGUCUAAGGGAAGAGUCUGGCCUGCUCUCUGACUUACACCUUCCUCGCCCUUAGAAGCAGGGAUUGCAAAGCUUAGCCCCCCCCCCCCCCCGUGCCAAGCAAAGUCCAAAGAUACAUCAGCUAAAAGAGAAGUCAGACGACAAUGACGAAUCAUUCCAAGGCCAAGCUGCAACUGAGCCACUCACCCACCAACAGGAAAGCUUGGUGAAGGUUCAGGAAGCCUGGAGAGUCUCUCCAGACCAAGGUCAGAAAGGAUGCCCAGAGGAGGUUCCAAGAACGGAGCAACAGCAACGCAACGAUGCUUAGAAGCAAAGGAAAGGUCACUGAUGCGUCCGCAAGAGGUCUCUUUACCAUGUUUGAUUUUCCUGUUGAAGGGAUUACCUACGUCUGGCCAGAGGAGAGAAUUCAGAGCACGGGACUUUCCAAGAACUGGGGUUAAUAACAUCUUGUUACUGUGGCCACGAUUUGUCCCCGUGAUGACUCUCGGGUCUAGAUUGUGAGUUCUUCAAGGGCAGGCUCAUCUCCUGCACAUCUUUAUACUUCUUUACAGCAGCUGUCAGUGUUUUGUACUUGUAGACAACUAAUAAAUUGAUCAUUUGCUAAAGAAUACUGA